Messenger RNA from Panicum hallii, 2189 nucleotides. Its product is annotated as patatin-like protein 3. Gene Ontology annotation, biological process: lipid metabolic process. The transcript has a single exon. The coding region runs from base 694 to 1992 and encodes 432 amino acids. NCBI's taxonomy places the organism in Eukaryota, Viridiplantae, Streptophyta, Magnoliopsida, Poales, Poaceae. The record is from RefSeq and is a predicted model, not a curated record.
CCCCGGACCCAAAUACAUUCACCAACAGGGCAUCCGCCGCAUGCCUUUCCCGCAAUGGAUGCGCGCGGCCGGGCCGGGCGUGGUACGGUGCUGGUCCGCACGCGAUCGCCGCAGGUCCGCGGCUGUCUCGUCGUCCCGGGACACCGCACCCUGAUCCCGAUCCCGGCGGCGAUCCACCCGGCCCCACGGCGAGCGAUUACGUGCCAAUGCAGGCUGGCCCGACCCGUCCCGUGAUCUCCGGUUCGCCCACUGACCGAUGGAGCCCGCGCCGCAGCGGCGCGUCGGGGCGCCACGCGGCCCGGCUUGCGCGGAAGCUUCCCCGGCACCGUCGGGUGCGUGGGCGCGGCGAGGCGGCCCCCAUCCAGCGGGGCAGGGCGUUGGAUUCGACGCUUCCUGCCACCUUCGCCUUCGCUUGGCGCCGUCACCACCCGUCCAUCCAUGCCCCAACGGCCAUAGCACGUCCGUACGCCAGCUGCCGACCGCAGCUACCGCGCGCAGCCCUUCGGCCACGUCGUGAGUGGCGGCGCUAGCUGCCCCGUGCCCGGUGCUGCCCCCCGCCGCUAUAAAAGGUUCAAGCUAGCAUCACGGGCUAUCUCAAGCUCCAUUUAAUCCGCCAGCUGGCUCGCUACUCUCUGGCUCUGGACUUCUGACCUUGUUGCGGAGGACCUGUGAGAUCGGCCUCCCACAAUAGCCAUGGGCGUGGACAAGCUCAGCUACGAGAUCUUCUCAUUGCUCGAGAGCAAGUUCCUCUUCGGCGCCGCCAAUGGGUGCCUGUCCUCCGGCCCCGGCACGCCGGCAAAAGCGAUUUUUGACGGUGGACGCGUGCGGGUACUGGCCAUCGACGGCUGCGGCGCGGGCGCCGAGGACGCGCUCCUGGCCGCCGCGGCGCUCGCAAGGCUCGAGGCCAAGCUGCGGGAGCAAGCCGAGGACCCCGACGCGCGCGUGGCCGACUUCUUCGACGUGGCCGCUGGCUCCGCCGCGGGAGGAGUGCUCGCGGUGAUGCUGUUCCUGAGGGGGCCCGACGGGCGGCCGCGGUACUCGGCCCAGGAGGUGCUGGCGUUCGUGGCCGGCAGCGUCGGGAAGAAGGACUGGGGCAGCCGCCGCGGGAGGUGGGCGAAGGUAUUCCGCGGCUCCCGGAAAGGCGACGCCACGUUCCAGCGCGUGUUCGGCGACGCGACGCUCAGGGACACCGUGGCGCCGCUGCUCGUGCCCUGCUACGACCUCGCCACGGCCGCGCCCUUCGUGUUCUCCCGCGCCGACGCCGUCGAGAGCGACACCUUCGACUUCCGCCUCCGCGAUGUCUGCGCCGCCACCUGUGCCUCGGGCGGCGCGGUUGCGUCUGUCAGGUCGGUGGAUGGUCUCACGGCCAUCGCCGCGGCGUCCGGAGGCGCCGCAGCCAUGGGCAACCCGGCCGCCGCCGCCAUCACGCACGUGCUGCACAACAAGCAGGAGUUCCCCUUGGCCACCGGCGUCGAGGACAUCCUCGUCCUCUCAAUCGGCACCGGCGCGUCCGCCAGCGUCUCCUGCGGGUCGAACGCGCCGAUGCCCACACGCACGCCCUCGCCGCGCGAUCUGGCGCGCGUCACCGCCGAGGGCGUCGCCGACAUGGUGGACGAAUCGGUGGCCAUGGCGUUCGGCCCCGCGUGCGGAAGCAACUACGUGCGCAUCCAGGGCGGCAAGGGGCCGGCCCCGCUCCACGCUGAGACGGUGGCCGCUGCCGCGGGAGCGAUGCUGGCGCAGCGGAACGUGGAGUCCGUGCUGUUCCGCGGGCGGAGGCUGUCGGAGCGGACCAACGCCGAGAAGGUCGACGCGCUGGCCGCCGAGCUGGUGAAGGAGCAGGAGCGGCGGAGGCGCAGCCCACUCCCGAACGUGGCCAUCAAGCAGCUCGCCACGCCGCGGCUGUCGUCGGCGACCACCGCGUCGUCAGGCACCACGACGGCGAGGACUGCGUCGUCGAUGCCAUCACCGGCGUCGUGGGAUUCACGCCGGUAGCGAACUACCUAGGCCGCCGCUGUGGCGCGAUGAGGAUCUACCGAUCUAGUGUACAUACUAGGCAUGCCAUUGGGGAACUGACAACGCUUCGACUACGAGAGUGAUGAGUGUUCUUUUGUUGUCCUCGAUAAUGAGCCACUGACAUGCGCGGGCUGCCAGUUUGGAAUUCGGAAAUGAAAUUUUCUUGCGAUAAUCUA